Molecule: messenger RNA, 2406 nt
Organism: Peronospora matthiolae
Lineage: Eukaryota; Oomycota; Peronosporomycetes; Peronosporales; Peronosporaceae
Source: the annotation of a GenBank genome assembly
AUGGGUGUGAGGGACACCGCUCUAAGCGCCACGCAAGACGCGCUGCUGCACUCUCUCGAGCGCCAAGUGCACGUCAAGACCCAGGCAUCAACCCACGCGUCGCUCUCGUACUCACACCGUCCUUCAGGCGCACACGACACCGUCCGAGCGUUUCUCGCCCAUCGCUCGAGCUCAACUUCUCGUUUACAGCUCCAAAAGGCGUCGGUUCCCCGCUUAAACCCCGUCUUUCACCGCUUUUUAUCAACCAUUGACACUUGUGUUUCUCAAUGGAACGCUCUGUACACCCACGCUCGAGCUUCCCAAGCACUCGUGAAUGACAUGGAGACAAGUCACGUCCAAGUGGCUGCCAAGACCCAAGCGCUGUAUGCGAGUUUCGAAGACAUUUUGCAACAAGUGGAAGCGCUGGACGCUCGGGUUGCAGCCAUUGCUGCGCUUAUGCCGCACUUUACUGCAAUUGAAGCAGUGGCACACGUGCUGGGCUUUGGUGUGAAGUUUGCAGCGCCCAGCAGCUCAAUUCGUCCAGUUGGACGAGACACUACAUCGGCUUUUGUAGCCGAGACCAAGCGUGCGGACUUAAUGGAGAAAGCUGUACAAGUGUUCCAGCAUCGACGGGGCAUUGACCCGACGACGCUGGACUUUGCCCGAGCUUUGGAGCAAAUUGACGAGUCUGUGGCGUUUUUAAGAGACCAUAUCGAGUUCAAGGACUCGGCGUGCUACAUUGAUGAGUAUCGGACACUUGCAGCGGGUGGAAUACAAUGCCUGAAAGAUUAUGCACUGAGUAGCCUUGAUGCUGCAAAAGAUGCAGUGUAUGAAGCGCUGCAGAAGCAGGCAAUGGACGUGCAACAAGGCAGUGCCGCUGCAACUUUGUCCGUCCAACCGCUUGAUCAGUCAUCGGCGUACUACGUGAACUUUCAGCUGGUUGCGCCCGCGCUAGCUGCAGUCGCAAAGCAACUCGAGCGUUUGAAUACUCAGUCGACUCCGGAAGGGGUCCAGAAUUUGCGUGUACUGGGAGAAGUGGCUAAUGUGUAUGCCACACGGCGUCUACAGUUGCUUUCACCUGUGCUGGCUGCAUGGUUGAGUGCUAUGUCUGGAACGCCAGACAUUGUCAAUAUGCUCCGCGCAAGUUGCACUCAAUUGCUUAACGUCUGUGAGGCUGAAUGUCGACUGUUUCAGAAUCUUUUUGGCCGCGAUCCGAGCGACGAGCUCUUUGCUCGCGCUGCUGUGAAUGGCGAUACAAAGGAAGAAGACGAAGACGAGAGCGCAUUCCAACGGCUCGUUUUCCGGCUGAGCAGUUUGUUGUACAAUACUGUACGACCUCAACUUCUAGCUCAAAAGGAUCUAGAAGUGCUGUGUGAGGUCAUCCAGGUCCUCAAAAGCGAGGUGAUUGAGGCAGCUAUUACUCCGCGCGUAGCGGUCGUGGGGUAUGCCGAGCCCGUGAUGCACCGUAUGAUCCAAGAUGCACAGGAACGGCUCAUUCUUUGCAUGCAGAAGUAUAUCCGCGACGAAAUUGAAGGCUUUAUGCCCACCGCUGCCGACCUUGACUACCCAGCAAAGUUAGAAGCUGCAGAGCAGGCUAGUGCACCGCUUUAUGCUACGUGGUACCCGUCGCUUGAGCACACGCUAUUGUGCUUGUCAAAGGGAUACCAUUACGUCAAGCUGGAGAUUUUCGAGGAGUUGGCCCAGGAUGCUAUUCAGAUCUGCGCUACAUCUUUGAAAAUGGCUUCCGCUGAUAUUACCGCGGCUAAGGGUGGUCUGCAUGGCUCCCUCUUUCUUGUCAAGCAUCUGCUCACACUGCGCGAACAGAUCACUCCGUUCGAGAUUCAGUUUUCGCAAACAAGCAAAGCUCUGGAUUUUACCACCAGCGCAGAUGCCAUGAAUGAGCUAUUGGUGGACGCGUCGACGCUUUUCCGGUUUUCUGGACCAAAUGGUAUCGUGGAUCUUUUCACACGUGGCAUUCCUCAAAUCCAAGAGACUACGGCUGAUGUCAAAAAGGAUCUGGAGCAGGAGCUAAAGAAGAGCUGUACAGCUUUUAUCGAGACCGUGUUGCAGCAGUUAGCGGCCCCCCUGCUUGCGGUGAUGAAGCAAGUUGCUCAUGCCCAGCAAUCGCACAAGGCCACUGCGCUGGACUUCCGUCAAUACGCCUUCACUGUGCCGGUCGAGGUUACAAAGGUGCUUGGGAGUGUCGACAAUCAGUUGCGCAAUACCCUGCCCGGAGUUCUGCAAACCAUCCGUCUUUACCUUCGCAACUCGUCCACUGAGACGAUUCUCUUCAAGCCUGUACAGCGCAACCUUCUUGAUGCCAUCGGAAAUCUUAAGCAGCUCAUGGAGCAGGCAUACACAAGUGAAGAGCUGGAGCCGUGUGAAAAAGUAUUUGAAGUCGUACUGCAACGGCUGCGUGCACUUUGA